AUGACUGGCCGAACACCCCCUGCUGUCUUCAACUCCUCUCCUGCGCCAAUCGACCAAGACUGGGUCGACUCUGAACUCAUUCCUUUCCUCCAGCGAGUCUACCCAGAAGAGCGUAGGACUACAAUGGAGUGGAACCGCCAGGUCGUCUUCGGAAGGUCGAACCUGCAUCUUCUCGAGCACUACGAAGACUUCCCGUUCACAAUCGAACGUCUCCGCCUAUGCCUACUCAACUCGGAACUUUUGACAGCGGCGGAAAUGUCGAAGUUCAUUCCCGUCACCGAUCAAGGCAGCCAGUACUGUCUGCGUAUCUUUGUCCGCCACGCCAUCGUUCACGGAUCAUACAUGCUCUUCUCCUUGGGAGACAACCCGAGUCCGGAGUUCCCUCGAGCAGGACAUACUAGUACUAGGCCGUCCACCGCAUCUCCAGCUGAAGCUGCCCCAGCGCGCGCUACUUCUGUUGCAGUGCUUGAAGCAAGGAAUGCGACACUGGAGAGGGAACUGGCUAACCUCAACAUGAGGGUCGAUCAGGCUGAGCGUGGUCGUGGAAAUGGUCGCGGAAACGGUCGUGGAAGGGGUCGGCCUUCGCAGCCUCGUGGCGACUUCGUUGGACGUUCGGACCGCGGUGGUCGUUUUAACCAAGGACCAAAUGUUUCUCCCAACAUGCAACAGGCGUCAUCUCAGUUCCCUUCAAUUCCACCUUCGGGAAUGUAUGGCUACCCAACUUAUCAGUAUGGGUAUGGUAAUCCUUACAUGGCUCAGCCGGCUAUGGGUGGCUAUCCUGGAAACCUUUACCAACAGCAGCCAUUCACCAACCCUGGACAGCAGUAUGGCGGCGGCUGGACUGGCAGUCAAAUGAUGUUUACCGCCCACCAAGACUACUCUUCACAGACGGGAGCAAGCAGCGGUUUCGCGAUGCCGCCGCCGCAGCAAGUCAGCAAUGCGGGUUAUCAAGGCCAAUCUACUCAACGUGGUCGCGGAUCUUCAGGAAAUCAACAAGGCCAAGGUCCAGCAUCGGCUCAAGGUCGUCCAACACGUCCUCAGCAACCAUCAUCAGGCUCAGGUGCGAGCACUCACGUGCCUCGCCCUGACGCGGAAGAGUUCUAUCCAGGUUCGGAUACCCACCAGAUCAAUUCUACAACGCCGAUGUCACUGACCACCAGCAGGAUCCAGAAAUGGCUACAACUGAUUCGGGACGGCUGA
Alternaria novae-zelandiae is the source of this 1200-nucleotide messenger RNA. RefSeq lists its product as uncharacterized. The record is from RefSeq and is a predicted model, not a curated record. NCBI's taxonomy places the organism in Eukaryota, Fungi, Ascomycota, Dothideomycetes, Pleosporales, Pleosporaceae. Bases 1 to 1200 code for a protein of 399 amino acids. The transcript is spliced from 2 exons.